This is a messenger RNA of Astyanax mexicanus (Mexican tetra), 5214 nucleotides long. It is a transcript of the gene sema3e, whose product is annotated as sema domain, immunoglobulin domain (Ig), short basic domain, secreted, (semaphorin) 3E. Lineage: Eukaryota; Metazoa; Chordata; Actinopteri; Characiformes; Acestrorhamphidae. The transcript has 17 exons. Bases 808 to 3102 code for a protein of 764 amino acids. The record is from RefSeq and is a predicted model, not a curated record. Gene Ontology annotation, biological process: negative regulation of axon extension involved in axon guidance; neural crest cell migration; negative chemotaxis. Gene Ontology annotation, molecular function: semaphorin receptor binding; chemorepellent activity.
GCAGGCGGUAGGGGAGGAUCGCUGAGUGGCACGUGGAGAGGCAGUAUUUCACUGCACUGGACGAGAGACAUUGCUGUGGAGGAGGAGAGAGAGAGAGAGAGAGAGAGUGUGAGAGAGAGGGAGAGAGAGAGAGAGAGAGAGAGAGAGAAGAGACAGGGCUUCUUCUUAUUAGUCAGACAAGUCAGCGGUGCACCUCCAUUCUCUCUAAGAUCAGCACGGCCCCCUUGACUGACACACACACACACACACACUGGAGCACACACACAUACACUGGAGCAUACACACUCUGGUGCAUACACACACCCACACCCAGUGUGUGUGAGUUGGUGGAAUGCGUCUGACAGAGCGGUCAGCCAGGGUUGAGUCACAUCGCUGGUGCUGCUGCGUUUUCUCUUCAUUCUUGGAAACACACACACACUGAGAGCUUCACACUUACACACACACACACACACACACUCCAGAGUGAGGAUAUAACAGCACUCACACAUACACACACACACACACACACAGACAACACACACACAGACACGCACUUACACACUCAUAAUCACUCACAUAAAUAUAUUUAUAUAUACAUAUAUAUAUAUAUAUAUAUAUAUAUAUACAUUUAUAUUCAUAUACAAACACACACACACACACACACACACACACACAAGGAUUUACGAGUUGACUCCUGUCAUGAUGAGCCGAUGACUGCAGCCCGUCCAUCCCUGCACUGGAGCAUGGAGCGUACUCUCACUGGACAGUAGGGACCGAGCCUGAGAGAGAGAGAGAGACUGAGCGUAUUCAGGACGAGUGUGAGGCAGGAUGGCGGUGUGUGUGCGGACCCUCACCCUCACACUUUGUGUGGUCCUGUGGGGCAACUCUGCAGUGCGAGGAGUGAAGAGCAACUCCCCCAGACUACGACUGUCCCAUAAAGAGCUGUGGGAUCUGAACAGAACAUGGGUGUUCCAGGCUGCAGAAGGGGUUCUGCAGCACUACAGCAUGCUGUUGGAUGAAACUCACGAGAGGCUGAUCAUUGGAGGGAAAGAUACACUCUAUUCUCUGAACCUGGACAGAGUCAGUGCACUUCACAGAGAGAUUCACUGGGAUAGUUCUGAAGACCAGGUGGAGGAGUGUCUCAUGCAGGGCAGGGAGAAGCCGGAAUGCGCUAACUACAUCAAGCUAAUCCAGCAGUUCAACAGCACUCAUCUGUUAGCAUGCGGGACUGGAGCCUUUAGCCCAAUGUGUGCCUACAUCAGAGUCAGCCAGGGAACGGAGCAGGAUAAAGUGUUUCGUCUGGAGUCUGAACACAUUGAGAGCGGCAGAGGCAAAUCUCCCUUCCAUCCCAACAGCCCCACAAUCUCCACUGUGUCCAGAGGGCAGCUGUUUGUAGGUCUGUACACUGAUUACUGGGAGAAUGAUGCAGCGCUGUAUCGCCUAGGCAAUCACGGCUACACCAGAACUGAAGUGGGUGAUCGGGAGCAGCUAAAUGAGCCCAAAUUUGUAGGAUCUGUGGCGAUCCCUGAUAAUGACGACCCUGCAGACGACAAAGUCUACUUCUUCUUCACUGAGAGAGUGCCCAACACAGAAGGUGGACAUAAAGCAGUGUACAGCAGAGUGGCCAGGGUGUGCGCUAAUGACCAGGGUGGUCAGCGGAUGCUGGUGAACAAGUGGAGCUCCUUCCUGAAGGCUCGUUUGAUCUGCUCCGUGGCAGGACCUAAUGGCAUUGACACACACUUUGAUGAGCUGGAGGAUGUGUUUGUGCUGAAGAAGAAGGAUGAGAAGAAUCCUGAAAUCUUUGGCUUGUUCAGCACGACCAGUGCUGUGUUUAAAGGUUAUGCGGUGUGUAUGUACAGCAUGGAGGAAAUCCGUGCAGUAUUUAACGGCCCAUUUGCGCACCGAGAGCGCUCGGACCACCACUGGAGUGUGUACGAAGGGAAAGUGCCGUACCCUCGCCCUGGAUCUUGUGCCAGUAAGAUUAAUGGGGGUCAAUUCUCCAGUUCUAAAGAAUACCCAGAUGAGGUUCUGCGAUUUGUGCGUUCGCAUCCCCUCAUGUUCCAGUCAGUGCAGCCGGUCCACAGAAGGCCCAUUCUGCUGGACACUGAUGGAAGACGCAGACUGACUGAGCUGGCAGUGGACAGAGUGGAGGCAGAGGAUGGGCAUUAUAAUGUCCUCUUCAUUGGGACAGAUGAUUCAGUCGUAUUAAAGGUGAUCACCAUCUUCAAUAAGGAGGCCAACACUGUUGAGGAAGUGCUUCUGGAGGAGUUACAAGUGUUCAAGGUGCCAGUGACCAUCACCGAGAUCAUCAUCUCCACUAAACGACAACAGCUGUAUGUCGGGUCAGAGCUGGGCGUGGCUCAGGUCCGGGUGCAUCAGUGUGGUCUGUACGGAUCAGCCUGUGCUGACUGCUGUCUGGCCAGAGACCCCUACUGUGCCUGGGAUGGACACACCUGCUCCAGAUACUACCCUGCUGGCAUUUACACCAAAAGGAGAUUCAGAAGGCAGGAUGUCCGCCACGGCAAUGCUGUUCAGCAGUGUAACGGCCUGCAGCUGAACGAGGCUCAGAGUGUGUCGGAGAAAUUGGUUUAUGGAGUGGAGAAGAACAGCACUCUGUUAGAGUGUAGGCCUCGCUCUCUCCAGGCUGUGCUCGUUUGGUACAUAUUAAAAGGAUUGGAUAUGGAAGAGAUAAAAGGUGAUGAGCAUGUCAUCCAGACACCCCAUGGUCUGCUGUUUCUGACAACAAAGAAGGCGGAUGCCGGUGUGUACGUGUGCCAGUCCGAAGAGCACGGCUUCGUCCAGACCAUAGCGAGGGUCACUCUGGAGAUCCUAGAGGAGGAACGGGUGGAGAGUCUCUUUUAUCGAGGAGAUCAUGAAGAGAGGGAUGUCCAGUUCAGAUCUUCAGGCUGCUCUUUCCCCAGCCUGCCUGCAUCCCCUGCCAACAAGCACUGGUACAAAGACUUCAUGCAGCUGAUUGGUUACAGUAACUUCCAGCGGGUGGAGCAGUACUGCGAGAGAGUGUGGUGCGCUUCCGACAGGAAGAGGAAGAAGCUCAAGGGCCUGCAGCCCAAGUGGCGCUUUAACGGGAAAAAUCGCGCACCCAGACAUACGCAAGACCACUGAUGAUCUCAUCGGUGUGGGACAACUGACAUGCCCUGAACUGAUUCUACAGACAGGAGGGUUGCGCUCAUGCUUUCAGCUUCAAUCUUCAGACAUCUUUUCCUGCCCUUUUACAAUUAUGUUGUAAUAUGAGUUCUAGUCUUAUCACAUAUAGAAAGGAAGGUUUUCUAGACACACUCUAGGGGAAUAAUGGUGCCGUAUAAAGGGUUCUUUGGAACAAUUCCAUAGAAGAACCAUGUUUGGUUUCUUAAAGAUUGUUUGAGUGGAUGGAUCUUAAAGAAAUGAGGAUGUGCAUGAGGGUGAAGAACGUGUUUAUUGCUUGAUUUCCUAAAUGCUUGCAUCUUAGGCCAAGAACCAUUGAGGGAGCUAUAGUAUAUUGUUAAGAACAUUGGUGGGCAAUGGAGUCUGGAGUCCAGCACAGUUUGAAUAGUUAGAUUUUUCUUCUGUAUCAGAGCUACUGGCCUAAACCUGACCUACUCAAUUAUUGGGUGAGUUAAAUCAGGUAUGGUUGAGUAGGAACAGAACAAAACUGGGCAGAAAUCUGGACCUCCACGGCUAGAAUUGCUCACCUUUGGUCAAGAGGGAACCAUUAUCUUGAACUUAAUUUGAAGUCCAUUUAAAAGUCAAUUUGUUCUAGCAGUACUAGUCUGUGUCUGGAAAUCUGGUCCUCAUCUUGUAAUUGGUUUGAAAUAAUGAUGCAUUAAAUAUUUGCCAACCGAAAUUAUUCCGAUAAAAAUGGCAUUAAAAGCACUUUCUGUUUUUGGCCAAAUAACAAGCAAGAGUGUGUUUUGUUUGAAUAUCUAUUGGCUUGAUUAAAAAUGUUUAGUUUUCAAUAAAUAGUUUUAAAUGUUAGCUUUUUCUUUGGAAACAAAGCAUCAAUACAUGUUCACUGUUCAUUAUGAGUUUCUUUUAGGGUUUUUCAAUUUGAAACUGUAGAGGAACCGCAUUUAGGGGUGCUUUUAGGAAGGUUUUUAGAAGAAAACAAAAUCCUGAAGGUACUUUAAAGCACCACCAGGGGCUCCUCCACAGUUCUUUUACAGUUUCAACCCCCUAAAUGUUCUGCAAACAUUUUAUACCAUUAACAGUGAUUCCUUUGGAAUUCGUUAAACAUAAAAAAACAGUAGAAAAAUGAACAAAAACCUCCAAAAAACGUGCUCAGUAUACACUUUGGAUUCAGUUUGAGCCUAAAUGUCCAUUUCAAUACUGUCCAUUUCAGUGCAUCCCUAUUUAAAAACCAGUUAGAGUGUAGAAGAUGGAGAAGAAUUGAUGUACAUGUGUAUCAUUGUGCUUGGUUGUAAAGUUGAAGUGAUGUUGAAGUGAGGAGCAUCACAACACAUGCUGAUGGCGCUCAUCCAGUGACAUAUAGCAUCUUCUCCAGAGUUCGAGGUUGGGUGGCGCUGUGAGAAGAGAUAACAGAAACAAAAUGACCACACUGUUUCAUUUCACACAGUGAAAAACACGAGCGGACACCGCCUCUGUCUGCAACGACGUGAGCUGUCACGAGAAGCUGCAGAAUAACUUCCCCGUGCUUGACAGCCCGAAUUCGGGAUUCCAGAACAAUCCUUUCCUCCUGAAUAGGAUGACCCAUCACUUCCCAAAGAGCGAGCACUGUUACUGCUCAUCCUCCAAAUCCCUGCUCACAAAGAGAGGCUCACCCAUUCUGCGCACAUUCUUUUCAGUGUUUAUCAUUAUUACUAUUUUAUAUUAAAUUAUUGUAGUUGGUGUUUGGUAGCGGUUUAGGAGUCUUGUUAGUGUGAGCUGGAAAUACAGUAUGUUAACGUUGGUGUGUAGUGUUUAUAAGCUUUCAAAACCACUGAGUGUAAAAAAAAAAAUCAUCACAGGUCCAUAUUUUCAGCUUUACAAAGCAAACCGUGAUGUACAGAUACUGUAAUUAUGAAGAAUAUGAAGUCUUGGAUUCAGCAAAAUCAAGACAAGACAAAUACAAAACAAUAACCAAUAAACCACUGAACUAAAACAACAUCCUGAUACUCAUGACUCAUGAUAUUAUGACUUCCAUGCUAAUAUAAGUGUAAUGUAUUCUGUAAUUCGGAGAUGGAUACCAAUGUAGAAAUCUGUUUCCAUGUAGUCCAAUAAACGCCAUGAGUACUUGUGUAA